AUGCAACAAGCACUCUCAAACCAUAGAAAAACACAUAAGUUGAAAUUACAUUAUGAUAGCAAUGAUGUUAAUUUAGUUGAUUUGAAUGAAUCAAUGGUAAAGAAAAAACACAAAGAAGAUAUUAAUAUUACAAAAUAUAGUAUUGAUGAACUUUCAACCAACAAUGUAUCUGCUGAAUUUACAAUUAAUGAUGUAUCUGUUGACAAUACUUUUUACAAAGAAUUUGAUAAUACAUCAAAACAUUCUUAUGAUUUUCUUGAUAAUUUUCCUGGCAUCCACAUUAAUGAGAAUGUAGAAGAAAAAAAUUACUCAACUUUUCCAAGUGAAGAAUACAAAGAGUUCAUGAUUUUGAUAACAAAAUAUAAUAUUUCACAUUCACUAGGUGAUGAAAUCUUGAAAUUAAUUAAAAAAUAUUCAAAGCCAAAUUUGAUUUUUCCAAUUUCAACUAGGUCUGGAAAAGAAUUUUUAGAUAAAAUGAAAGAUCCAGUUUUAAAUUUCAAUAAAAUUAAAUUAUUAGAAUAUAAUGGCAUAGAAUAUUUUUUUUAUUUUAGAACAAUAAUAGAUGCAGUAUCAGAGAUAUUUUCCAACAAAGAAAUUUUUAAUGCAAGUGUAUUUAAUUAUCAAAAAGUUUACAAUAAUAAUAAGAGAUGCUAUAAAGAACUUUAUAAUAGCAAUUGGUGGGAAGAGAUUGAAAAAAACAACCCUCCUGGCUGUAAGAUUUUAUCAAUCAUUUUGUAUUCAGAUAAAACAAAUUGUGAUUCUCUGGGGAAAACAUCUCGACAUCCAAUUUAUUUAACAAGUGGUAACAUUCCUUGUGAAUACAGAAACAAGUAUAAAUCAAAAGUUUUACUUGGAUAUAUUCCAAUUAUAGAUGGAUCCAAAAGCACCAAGAAAACAAUGGAAUUUAGAAAUUUAGCUCUUUUGAUGUUUCACAAUGCUAUGUCAUUACUUAUUAAACCUUUGAUUGAACAAGAAAAAGAUGGUAUUUAUCUCUUUUUACAUGGGAAAUUAAUAUGGUUUAAAAUAAAAAUUUCAUUGAUAAUUGGUGAUUGGCCAGAAGCUUGUACAUUUUGUUUAACAUAUAAAACAAGUAAUUCAAGUAGACCAUGUCACACUUGUUUAACUUCAAGGGAUCAGCUUAAUAAUAUGAAUAUGUCAAAGGAAUCUUUAAUUUUAAGAACACCAAACAAAAUGAUGGGUAUAAUUGAAAAUGAUCAAUGCAAAGAUUAUUCUGUCCAUCCAUUGAAAAAUUCAUUUUGGGAAUUACCUUACUUAAAUAUUGUGACUUAG
This is a messenger RNA of Entrophospora candida, 1290 nucleotides long. The record is from the annotation of a GenBank genome assembly. NCBI's taxonomy places the organism in Eukaryota, Fungi, Glomeromycota, Glomeromycetes, Entrophosporales, Entrophosporaceae.